CUUACUGUCAAUCACCUGGGUUUGUUGAUAAACGGUAAACCAAACAAUGUGAAAUAUAUCACUUAAACGAAAAUGUUGAGCAGAAAGGACGCAAACGUAAAAUUGGUUGUCGCCAUGGCGGCAUGCAUUGUUGCAUUAGAGGAGGAAAGUGCCCAAAAGAAAAGACCUCGGCGGAAAUAUUGGGUGAGCCCAUAUCUGCAGGAAAGAUCCAAUAAAGGCCGACAUUCUUCCGACUUUCAGAACUUGCUGAAAACUCCCUCGAUGUUUUUCGAAAACUUCCACAUGUCUGAAAAGAGUUUUAACACGCUUUUUGGAAUGGUGGAGGAGUAUCUUAUACCGAAGCGGAACACUCGCCCAGAUGCUAUACCAAUAAAAGCAAAGUUGGCCAUCGUUUUAGAAUUUCUUGCCUCUGGAGAUCAGCAACGCCAUGUUGGAGCUACUUAUCGGAUCAGCAAACAACAUUUUGGGAAGAUCAUCCUCCAGGUGUCCAUUGCAAUUUGGACUGCUUUGCAGAAAGAACUACCCAAGUGGACGACGGGCAAUAUGCUGAAGUGGGCUAGAGGCUUCGACGACGAAUGGAGCUUUCCAAACUGUAUUGGAGCCGUCGGCGGAAAGCAUGUGGCGAUAAAGGCCCCGCCAAAUAGCAAAAGUCUUUUUCACAAUUAUAAGGGCUUUCACUCCGUUGUGCUAAUGGCAAUUUGCGACGCUCACUAUCGCUUCACCUACAUCGUUGUGGGGGCUCUUGGUAGCGAGGGAGACAUUAAUGCCUUCACCCACAGUGAUCUUGGCGAACAGUUGCUAUUGGACGAGCUGCCCUUUCCGAAGGACAAAGUGAUAAACGGGCAUUGCACUCCAUAUUACAUUGUCGGUGAUGAUGCGUUUCCCCUUCAUAAGCGUCUCAUGAAGCCGUAUAGUGGCAAUGAUCUAGAUCGGAAGGAGCGGAUAUUUAACUAUAGGCUAAGUCGUGCUCGUCGUUCCAUUGAGAACGCAUUUGGUAUUCUCAGCGCGAGGUGGAAGGCUCUACAACAUACUUUGCUAAUCAAUCCAAGCAAAGUUCAAAAAAUAGUUGUAGCCUGUUGUGCUCUGCAUAAUUUUUUAAUACGGGAGAGUCGAGCAACUUACGUUAUGCAGGAUAUACCAAGCACUGUGCUGACCGACUUGCAACCAGGCCGACGAGGUCGCCCUCAGGACUUCAGCAAGGAAGUUCGGAACAACGUAAAAGAAUAUUUGAACGGCACUGCUGGAUACUCUCAAUUGCCUUGGCAAGACGAGUCUGCCGGUGUUUAAAGUAAUUAAAAAACAGAAGUAAUAUUGACAAGAUUAAAA
Drosophila rhopaloa is the source of this 1326-nucleotide messenger RNA. Its product is annotated as protein ALP1-like. NCBI's taxonomy places the organism in Eukaryota, Metazoa, Arthropoda, Insecta, Diptera, Drosophilidae. The coding region runs from base 73 to 1287 and encodes 404 amino acids. The transcript has 4 exons. The record is from RefSeq and is a predicted model, not a curated record.